Molecule: messenger RNA, 2909 nt
Organism: Scatophagus argus
Lineage: Eukaryota; Metazoa; Chordata; Actinopteri; Scatophagidae
Product: zinc finger protein 436-like
Exons: 11
Coding region: 194-2425 (743 amino acids)
Biological process (GO): regulation of transcription by RNA polymerase II
Cellular component (GO): nucleus
Molecular function (GO): DNA-binding transcription activator activity, RNA polymerase II-specific; RNA polymerase II cis-regulatory region sequence-specific DNA binding
Source: RefSeq, a predicted model, not a curated record
GAGCACGUGCACGAGAGGCUGAAAUCUCACCCACGUGCACGCGCAACAGGAAGUGUUUGGUGUGUUUCCGGUGUGAGGGCGGAGCUGCCGUGAGCUGGACUGUAAACACUAGUUAGCUGUUAGCUCACCCAGCUAACCGGAUUUUAAUGCCGUGUUGAAAGGUGGACACGAGGCGUUUGACAGCAGAAGCAGGAUGACUCCCGCUCCUCCUCUCCCAUCCCUGCGCCUCCUCGUCCCUCCUCUCCGCCUGCUGACAGCAGCCAUGUGGCAGGUCGCACGGCAGCAAAGCGUGAAGCACUAUGGGAUGUUGGAGGAGUUUGUUUCCCUGGCAACCGAGGCCGUCCCACAGCUGCUGACGGACAGGCAGAGGAGUCUGCUGCUGCUGGCGCUCAGAGCCAAGGUGACCCUCUGUGACCCGGAUCCACAGACUGACAAAAUCCACUCCGCCUACCAGACUACGCCCGAUGAGCAGGUGGAUGAAUGCUGUUCUGCUCUGCUGACUCUGACCGGCAAACUGACUGAGAGCCCGGCGGACAGACAGCGCCUCCUGCAGGAGGUUUUCAACCAGAGUUUUGACUCUGCCCUGCAGUCUCUUGUAUCUGACUUCCUGUCCAGGGUGGAGCAGCUGUUCCCCGUCCCCGACUUCAAACAGGCUGCUUCCUGGCUUGACACUGCCCCCGGUGGUCUGGAGGACUGUCUGCAGGAGGCGGACAGGGAGGACCUGAGAGAGCUACUGACCAAUCAGGGCUGUCGACUGGGACGAGCAACCACCUCAGUGGAUCACGACACAGAGAAGGUCCUCCUCUCAGCCUGGUCCCACCCCCUCUUCAGCAAACUGCCCAAUCCCGAGGCUCCUCCCACCGACACAGCAGUCCAAUCGGAUCCUCUCUCUGAAGUGCUUAGUCCAGUCCACCUGGACGUGGAGCUGGUGAAGGUGGAGGUGGUGGUGAUGACGGAGGACGAACAGGAGGAGGUGGAGGAGACCGUGGUUGGUCAGACCACGUCGCCAGCGGAGCAAGAGUCGUCCAGUGAGGGUUCGGCGGUGGACGGUGACGAAUGUGCUGUCGUACCUGUGGCAGUGGAAGCAGACAGGUUGAAGGACUCACCUGGAGACCAGUCAGAUCAGUCCUGCUCUGAGGUCACAGCCAAUGCUCUGUACAGCAUUUCCCAUAAUUCUCAGCGGGUGGCUCACAAGUGUCCUCAGUGUGCCAAAUGCUUCAUCUACCGUUCUCAGGUGAUCCGUCACCUACGUACUAAUAAGUCCUGCGGCUCGGCGUUAACGACGGCUGGAGCUGCAAACCUGCAAGUUCAACCUGACGAACAGGAGGAAGAGCUCCGCCCCCCGGAGCCCCACCUCCCAGAGCCACGCCCCAUCAGGACCCACACCUGCUUCCAGUGCAACGGCGUCUUCAAAAGCAAAGCUGAGCUGCUGUCGCACCAGCGCAGCCACCGCGCCCGCCCCGUCUACCAGUGCGGCCAGUGUGACAAGGAGUUCCACCACCUGUCCAGUCUGUCCAAUCACAAGCAGACCCACCUGGACAAAGGAGGAUUCACCUGCAGCAGGUGUGACAAGGUGUUUGAGUCGGCCAAGGAGAGAGACGCGCACCGCCUGCAGCACCGGCUGCCGGACCUCACCUGCACGGUGUGCGAUCAGACGUUCAGCUCUCAGACUCAGCUGCUGCGACACCUGCAGACUCACUCUGUGGAGGGGGCGGAGCCCUGCUACAACUGCCGCUUCUGUGACCAGACCUUCUCAGGAGUGACGCAGCUUCGUAUCCACCAGCGCACACACACCUUCCGCUCGUACCAGUGCGACCAGUGCAGCAAGACGUACGGCUCUCUGACCGGCCUCCACUCGCACCGGGCGAGCCACACCAGCGAGAGCCGCUUCCUGUGUCCGCAGUGUGGCAAGCGCUUCAAGACCCGCGACGGCCUGGAGGGCCACCUGAGGACACACACCGGCGAGCGGCCCUACCGCUGCCCCUACUGCCCCAAAGACUUCACCGCCCUCGCCGGCCUCAACGUGCACGUGCGGCGGCACACCGGCGAGCGGCCGUACGUGUGCUCGGUUUGCGGGAAAGGCUGGCCGUCCGGAGGAGACCUGCAGAAACACAUGAGGACUCACACAGGAGAACGGCCGUACGUCUGCCAGGACUGCGGCAAGGCCUUCUCCAUUUCCUGUCACCUGACUGAACACCGGAGGAUACACACAGGAGAGAAGCCUUUCUCGUGUCCAGAAUGUGGGAAGUGUUUGAGGAGGAAGUUUGAUCUGAAGAAGCACAUGUUGUCCCACAGCAGCGUUCGUCCCUACGCCUGCGUCUACUGUCCCAAGAGCUACACCCGCAAAACUCACCUGAACAGACACCUGCUGACCCACAGGACUGCGGACAGCGAGGAGGUGGAGGAGAAGGCUGACGAGGCCUGACUCUGACUGUCUGAUGUGAACUUCCUGUCUCGUCCUGCUCGCCUGCUGACUGAACUUAAUAAUCGACAUUUAAUCGUCUUGUUGUUGUGUUUGGACGGGCGGCGAGCAACAGCUGGUGACUCUUCGACCUCAUUUUCCAAACCAGCUCCUCACGUUUGUCUCUGUUCGCAUGGAUGCAGACUGUGUGGGAUGUUCGAGAUGAACGUGAGCGAAAACAUUGUGCGGUCGACGUUUUCUGGCGUUUUAUCAAACGUCACCCGUGAAGCUGCUGCUCGCAGAUUUACAGUUCAGAGAGCUGUGAUGUCACAGACGUGUCACAGACGCGUCGUGAAAGCGUCUGUGCUGCAGGAGCAGCUGCUCCAGAUCUCCUUCAUGGACAAACAGAUGUGAAAAAGACGACACUAAACUGAGCAUCCAAUCAAAACUUGUGUUUGUGUUGCCGUGGGGAUUUUGAGAUUCUGUAUAAAAUCUGUUGUGUUUCAUA